Messenger RNA from Hypomesus transpacificus, 4071 nucleotides. RefSeq names its product unconventional myosin-XV. The record is from RefSeq and is a predicted model, not a curated record. The transcript has 27 exons. NCBI's taxonomy places the organism in Eukaryota, Metazoa, Chordata, Actinopteri, Osmeriformes, Osmeridae. Gene Ontology annotation, molecular function: protein binding; cytoskeletal motor activity; ATP binding. Gene Ontology annotation, cellular component: myosin complex. Bases 1 to 4071 code for a protein of 1356 amino acids.
AUGUUCAAGAAAAGACAGGCGGCCACCAAGGAGGAGAAACGGAAGCCGACGAAAGAGGAGAAGGCCAAGAAGAAGGCGGACAAGAAAGCGGACAACAAGGCGAAAAAAAAAGAUGACAAGAAAUCCGGUUCCGCCGAGGCCAAGGGCGAGGCCGGAGACGGGGCAGAGGCCGAGGCCGAGGCCGAGGCCGAGGCCGAGUCUCCGAAAGAGCCGUCCCUCAGCAAGAAAGGCACGAUGAAGAGUAGGAAGUCCAUCCUCAAGCUACCCAACAAAACCCUGAAGGGGAAGAAUGCUCCGCCACCAAAGGAGGAGGAGGAGGAGGAGGAAGAGGCAGCCGCCUCGACCUCGACCAAAACCCUGAAAGGGCCAUCGCGCAUGAUGCUACUCAAGGCAAAAGGAAAAAACCUAAAAACCAAUCAGGUCACAGAGGAACAGGAAGUUGUGAAAGAAGAGCAAAAGAAUGGAGGAGGAGGAGGAGGAGAGGGGGAGGGCAUGAAGGAAGAGGGAGCCAAGCGCACACAGAACAUCGGGCUGGUUCUAGGGAGGGUCAAGAUGGCGUCCGUGAAGUAUCGGACCAGUAAGAUGCUGUCCAGGUCGGCCGAGGACCCGGCGGGGGCCGACCCUGAGCCGGUCGACCCCGCCGUGACCUCCAAGGCCAAGGAGCGCCUGGUGGCCAGGAGGAAGAGUGCGACGACACUGCGGAGGGUGUCUGGGUGGAUCCGCAAGAAGGUGCCCGGAGGAGGCCUCACCCUGAGGACCAAGAUGUCCGCCAUCACCAGGGCCAUCGGCCUCACCCAUUGGCUGUCGCUGCGAGUUCUGAAGCAGGAGGACGACACCUCGGGGGCCAAGCGCAGCCUGCUCCGGCCCCGCGCGGAUCCAAGGCCAGGGAGCCGGACCAGCCUAGCCCGGGGGGAGGCAGGGAACGAGCCUCCUCCGGCUGGGGAGAGCGAGGUGGAGGACAGGGCCAAGUAUGCCAUCGUGCUGCCCAGGAUGAACAAGCUGGGAAAGGGCAAAGCGGGCCUGCCUAGCCUCGCCGGGCCCCCAGCCACCCCCUCCGCCUCCGGCCCGUCCGGACCCGGCCAUGGCACGGCGAGCACGGUGACCUCUGAACCCAGACCUCCCAGGCCCGGAGCCCGGCUGGUGCUUCCCGUCAAACCGGACCUCACCCUCCUCAAGUCCAUCAAGAAGGGGGGAGGAGGUGGUGGAGGAGAGGGGGGAGGAGAAGCGGAGCCAUCCGGGGGGUCCAACGGCGGCCCGUCAGGAGGACCAGGAGCCGGGGAGUCGGCGGAGGAGAAGAAGAGGAAGGCGGCGCUGGCUGGCCAAGAUGGCGUCAGUGUCCUCCAGGCAGCCAGGGCCAAGCUGGGCUCCUCCCAGAUCAACCUAGCCAAGCUGUCCGUCUCCAGGCCCCUCUCUGGGGGAGGGCCCGCGCCAGCACCAGAGAGGGAGGCCGGGGGCUCCAGGCCCCUCAGUGAGGGAACUCCCCCUGCCCCAGUGGAGCCUGCCAGGGGGGUGGGGUCGUUUUACGAGGAGGAGGUGGACCGGGAGGUGGCCCAUCUGAUGGGGGAGGGGGGCUUGCACACUGUGGGCCCACCGGAGGUGCACUGGGCUGGGACUACGCGCAUGAGCGGAGACCCCCAGGACUGGCUGCGGGCAGAGAACCUGCUCCCCCACCAGACAGUGGAGAAGUUGACUAAGUGGACUGUGUACGAGGAUUGGGGCCAGGCCCACACGGUACCGGCACACAACGGCCGGGGGCCCUGGGAGUCCGAGGACCCCGCACAGGACAUGCUGGAGAGCCGGCUCUGCCACACCCAGGUGGUGAUGCCCGGUAGUGAUCAGGCUGUGGAGGUGGAUGAGGUGGAGGAUCUGUCCCAGCUGGUGGAAGUGUGUGAGAGUGCUGUGCUACUAAACUUGAAGAAGAGAUUUCACCGAGACUGUAUAUACACAUACAUAGGGAACAUGCUGCUCUCUGUGAACCCCUUCAAGCCACUGAGCAUCUACACUGAGGAGCUGAGACAGCAGUACCAGGCCAAGGGGCAGCAGCGCAACCCUCCACAUGUUUAUGCAAUUGUGGAUGCUGCCUUCAGCUCCUCCCAGUCCUCCACCCAGGAGCAAUGCAUCGUCAUCAGUGGGCAGAGUGGGUCAGGGAAGACGGAGGCCACCAAGCUGAUGGUGCACUACCUGAGCUCCAUGUACGAGGGCAGGAACGACAACCUGAGACAGCCCAUGGACGCUCUGCCCAUCCUGGACAGCUUUGGGAACGCCAAGACCAUCCUCAACAACAACUCCAGCCGCUUCGGCAAGUACCUCCACAUCCACAUCCUCCAUGGGGUUGUCGUGGGAACGUCCUUGUCCCAGUACCUUCUAGAAAAGUCCAGAGUUGUUUUCCAGGCCAGUGAGGAGAGGAACUACCAUGUCUUCUAUGAGCUACUGGCUGGGAUGAAUGACUGGGACAAACAGGAACUCUAUCUGCAGGGAGCCGAGACCUACUGCUACCUCAACCAGUACAUUAUGUACUUGUUUCGAGACCAUCGGUCUCCCACGGCGGACCAGAUCUCCACCGUGUGGGCCAUUCUCUCCUCCAUCCUGCAGCUGGGCAACAUCUGCUUCAGCUCCUACGAGAGCGAGUCGUUUGAGGUGGCUCGUAUCUUCAGUGAAGCGGAGGCCAGGAGAGUGGGCUCCCUGCUCCAGAUCUCCCCAGACGCUCUGCAGACCGUCAUCACUCACAGAGUCACGGAAACCACCUAUGACAGGAUCUACUGCCCCCUGUCUGUGGAAAGUGCCAUUGAAUCCAGAGAUGCCAUAGCCAAGGCCCUGUACUCCGUGCUGUUUGAUUGGUUGCUGGAGCAGAUCAAUGAUUGGCUGAGCCCAGCAGAGAUGGACAGCACCGUGGGCAUAUUGGACAUCUAUGGAUUUGAGGACCUGGGGGUAAACAGCUUUGAGCAGCUGUGCAUCAACUUUGCCAACGAGCAGCUGCAAAACUUUGUCAACAAGGCUGUGGUCUCCCAGGAGCAGGAGGAGUACAGUGCAGAGCAGAUCCAGUGGUACCCCAUGGUGCUCCAGAACUUUCACUCCUGCCUGGACCUCAUCUCCUCCAGACCCCACGGCAUCCUCCGUAUCCUGGACGACCAGACCUGCCUCCCUCAGGCCACUGACCACACCUUCCUCCAGAAGUGCCACUAUCACCAUGGAAACAGCCCCUACUACAACAAGCCCAAGAUUCCUUUGCCAGUUUUCACCAUCUACCACUAUGCUGGGGCUGUCACCUACCAGGUACACAACUUCCUGAAUAAGAACCAUGACCACUUCAGGACCGAGGUGCUGGAGCUGUUCGCAUGCAGCAGGCUGAAGAUGGUGUCGGGGCUGUUUCGAAAGGUCCAGGACGGCUAUGUGCAGCAGAAGGAGCUGGGCUGGAGGGGGAGGGGCCACCGCCAGCAGCCCUCCACUGUCGCCGCCCACUUCCAGCAGUCCCUGACUGAGCUCACCACUCGCCUGGAGAGAUGUAAGACCACCUUCAUCCGCUGUAUCAAGCCAAACUAUGUAAAGCUUCCUGGGAUCUUUGACGUGGACUAUGUGUCGGCACAGCUACGGCAUGCUGGGAUACUGGAGACCAUCCAUAUCAGAAAGGAGGGCUUUCCUGUCCGCAUACCCUAUGCCUUCUUCAUGGAGAGGUAUGGCGUCCUCCUGGUGGAGAGACCACCCGAGGCCUCAGACAGAGAGCAGACUGUGGCUCUGCUCAGCACUCUGGGGGCGGAGGACUGGCAAUAUCAACUGGGCCUCACCAAGGUGUUCCUGAAGGAGGUUCUGUACCAGCGCGUGGAGGACAAGUGGAGCAGCACUCAGACCUGGGCAGCAGUCACCAUCCAGAGGAACAUCCGAGGGUUCAUCUGCCGACGCAACUUCAGGUUCUUCAAACAGAAGGCCAUCGUCAUCCAGAGCCACAUACGGGGACACCAGGCCAGGAAGCACUACAAGCGCCUCAAGCAGUCCUUCACUCAGUUCUGGGCCACCAUGAUGAUCACCAGGAACACCAUCAAGAGGAGACAGUGGAGGAUUAGGAGAAAGCAGUGA